Hippocampus zosterae (dwarf seahorse) is the source of this 737-nucleotide messenger RNA. RefSeq names its product mitochondrial ribosomal protein L49 (gene mrpl49). Gene Ontology annotation, biological process: translation. The coding region runs from base 46 to 546 and encodes 166 amino acids. The transcript has a single exon. Gene Ontology annotation, molecular function: structural constituent of ribosome. Gene Ontology annotation, cellular component: ribosome; mitochondrial large ribosomal subunit. NCBI's taxonomy places the organism in Eukaryota, Metazoa, Chordata, Actinopteri, Syngnathiformes, Syngnathidae. The record is from RefSeq and is a predicted model, not a curated record.
AACUUUUGGAUUACUUCCGGCCCUACGGACCGCCUGCACUCAGUCAUGGCGGCGUAUUUCGCCUUUCGUUCGGCGGCGCUGCGUGGAGCCAUUGCUUUACACCGAGGCUCUCCCAAUGCGAUCGUGGGCCCCAGGGCUUUCUUUGCCACAAAAGCCCCAUUCGAAGAGUCCACGGAGGAAUAUGAAUUCGUCGAGCGUCUCAUCCCGCCGUCACGUGUACCCUCUCCGCCCAAGCACUCCGGGCCAACGCCGUCCGGCUGGACCCCGCCGGCAGAGUCUCCGCCGUCACUUCCUUACAUGAUUCGCCGCUCCCGCAUGCACAACAUACCGGUGUACACCGACGUGACCCACGGUAACCGCUUCAUGACUUUGGUCCGGAAGGUCGAGGGCGACAUCUGGGCAUUGGAGAAAGACGUGAAACAGUACCUGAAGGACGUGACUGGCAAAGAAAUGCCCACUCAGGUCAACGAGGUCACGAUGACACUGAGGGUGAAAGGACAGUUUGACAAAGAGCUGAAGGAAUGGUUGACCAGUAAAGGCUUUUGAACGCGCUCGGUGGAAACCUGCCUGUGUCAGACACUCGCGUGUGCCACGAGACAGAAAGUGACACGCUACUUGGACUCUUGAGAACUCCAUAAAUGCAUAACGGCUGGCAUGCGAACCAGGCUCUGUCAGGUUUUCGUGUCUGAGAUGUUGGUAAUGACUCCACAUGUUUAUAAAGCGUUAACAAUUGUAAA